AUAAAUUAACAGCACUCAUUUUGCUCACUUGUGGGUACAUAUUAAUAAGCUCUCUCUCUCUCUCUUUCUUUCUCUCUCUCUCUCUCAGUUGAGCUUGUGUGUGCAUCUGUCAGUGUGAGCUGAACGAACAAAGUCAGAGCUGCUGAAAAGCAGCAGUUUCCCCUCAUGUGCAAUCUCACCCUGAGUUCCUGUCAGCUGUCAUUUGUCACGACAGUUCUUCAACAAAUAAUGUUACAUUUUGCAGAUGUUUUUUGCCCCUCUGUUUGUGUAGGUAAUUUGAGGUGCACAAUUUAGCUAGCUAGCACAUAGAACUGAAGUGUAAAGGCAGAAUGACCGUGGACACUAGAAAAAAACAAUUGGGAGUGUCAAUAUUUCUCUCAGGGGGCAUUGUGGCUUAGUGGUUAGCAUGUUUGCCUCGUACCUCUGGGGUUGGGGGUUCAAAUCCCACCUCAGGCCUGUGUUUGCAUGUUCUACCUGUGCUUUGGGGGUUUCCUCCUUAAAUCCAAAAACAUGUGCUGAUUGGCAUUUUCAAAUUGUCUGUAGUGUGUGAUUGUGUCCUGCAAUGGGUUGGCACCCCAACCAGGGUGUCUCCCGGCUUGUACUCCGAGUUCCCUGGCAUAGGCUCCAGGGUCCUCAAUGACCCUGUGUAGGAUAAGCGGUACAGAAAAUGCUUAGAUUUCUCUCAGUUGUGUCAGUUAAUUACUCUGAAAAUACUUCAUACAACUAAAAUUACAUUUAGCAUCAACUGCUAAACAAUCUUCCAUGGACUCAUAAAUUCUUGUAGUUAUAUAUAACAGGAAUAUCACAACAGUGAGUCAUUCACAAAGAAUCCUCACAUAAACAUGAGUACAGGAAACAUUACAGCCUAAACUUCUUAUAAGCUGUCAAAUACGUCACUGAAUAUUAGUGAAUGUUCUGACCUCCUCUAAGGAAGUAUCUUCAAGACAAACAAAUAUUCCAUUUCAGUACCAAGUAGCAAGCUAAUUAUUCAAUGCUGAGGGCUGUUAGACUUUGUUUCAGCUGGCAGCGUGUCUUCAUGUGGACACAAUGGCAUGAAUCUGCAUCGAUUAACACUCCUUAACACUCCUUGGGAAUGAGUCAAUCCUGAAUUGUUCAGUCAUGCAUUAUGGUAAUGUGUGUAUUCAUGCAUGUUCUUUAUCAGCUGAGCAUUGUGUAAUUAUUAGCUUCAUAGCUUCAUGAAUUGCAGGUGUGUGUGGGGGAGUGUUUGUGUUGCACUGCUACUAAAUGCAAAUUAUCACUUAGUUUUCCACAUAGUAGCCAUGCAACAGAAAAAACACGCAAUGAGGAAGAAAAAAAAGUCAGAAUCUUGUCAGCAAGAUGCUUUUGAAUAAAGUAACGAACGCUGAUUAAAGAAAGCCUUGAGGGAACUGAACGCAUCAAACCUGAAAUGAACACAAAUGCAGAAUAUAUACGUGUUGUAUAAGGAUGUAAGUGUUGGGACAGAAUCUUCAGGGCAGAACGGUGAAUCAUUGCUCUCUCACAGCAAAUCCAUCAUCAGGCCAUAUGAGCAUAGAGAUUUGCCUUAUGAAACAGACUAAAUUGAUAUAUAUAUAUCAUCCACAUCCAUGUCUUAGGAAAACACUACAUUAGGCGUAAGUUUAAACCAUGUAAAUAUGACAGGGAAUAACUCAGCACUCAGACAUUUCUAUUUGAAGAGAGCAGUACUCUAAUUAUUGCAUUUUAGGUCAAAACCCUCUGUUGGAAUGAGGGAGAAAAAAUAAUGAGAGAAAAGAAAUAAUGGUAAGACUUUACAAUGACUACAUGAAUAAUCAUGCACUAAUACCUGAAUUAGUACUUGUUUAAAUAUGAACUAGUGAUGAGUUACAGCAUAUACCAAUCAGGAACUAGUGAAGAGCUAACCUUAACCAUGACGUGAAUCUUAUGUAGUCAUCCUUGAAUAAAAAACAUCUUAAGUACAUGUCAGUACAUGUUUGUUAGUUAAUGCAUUAAUUGAUACUUAGAGGUAAACUAAAUCAAACAUGUCUAUAAGAAAGAAUAUGAAUGAAACAUUUUUAUAUAUUGUGCCAUAUGCAGCUGCGUACACAAACAUCAUUGGAUGGCAUGGGAUUACGUUCAUAAUUUACAUUGACGAUUUAAAACCGGGAGACCUGAUUGACAGACAUAGUAAAGCAGUCAAAAUAAACACAGCAGCAUCUAAGACUAAAACACUGGAAAAUAAUCUUACAGAACACUGGUUUUAAAUGUUAAUAGAUAAUGGAAUCUGAUAAAAGAAUAAAUGUUACCAGAUUCAUUUCACCCUUGUGGGCAAAGGAGCAGUGCCCCGGGAGCCCGAGCCACCCAAAGCAUGUACUAGUACUACAGUGGAAUUUGAAGAGAAAUGGACGGAGAAUGACGCAAAAAUGGUUGAGAUGAAAUUAUUGUUGUUUAUUGUUAGUGCAUCUUUCUAUGAUCAGGAGUCUGGAGUCUAUCCCUGGACAUCUAAUCUGGAUAACUAAUUAGCUAAUCUAAAAUGCCCCUAGACUGAAAUAAAUGUGUGAAUGUGUGUGCACAUAAUGCCCUGGGAUAGAUUAGUGUCCCAUUCAGGGUGUAUUCCUGCUUAAUGUCCAGGGAUAGGCUCCAGAUCCACCAUGACUCUGACCAGGAUUAAAACUGUAAUAAAAAUAUGAAUAAUAAGAAAAAUUAAGAGCAUUCCAGAAACAUAAAACAACAACAACCACAAUAAAGCAUAAGGCCCUAAAUCACUACCUGUCUCCCUGACACUUUAUUUAUUUAUUUAUUUAUUUAUUUUUAAAGGAUGCUUAAAAAAAAAAAACAAUAGUCAAGAGGUGCCAUGGGAGUAGAAGCAUCAUGUGUAUUGUAGCUUCUAAAUAUAGUAUGGUAAACAUUUAAAUUUCUAGAUUUAAUCGUUGCUCAUACUUUCAAGACUGUGUAUUGUGGGUGUUUUACAUUGUAUCUGUAUUGUGUGUUGUAUGUGUAUGUCCUGUACUUAUAUGCGUUUGAGUUAAGGUUUGGUAUUGUUAUGCUAUAAUUUAGUAUCAUCUGUUUGUCCGCUUGCCUCAGAUAUGUACCCAUUAAAACUUCUAUGCUAUUAUGUUCUGCUGUAUAUACAGUACAUAUGGAUAGAUAGAUAGAUAGAGAGAGAGAGAGAGAGAGAGAGAGAGAGAGAGAGAGAGAGAGAGAGAGAGAGAGCAGGAGACAGACAGGACAGGAUGGAUUUAUAUAAAGAGAGAGAGUCAGAGAGCACACGGUCACAUGCGCUGAGACAGAGCUGUCCAUGAGAAGCUGGCGUUGAAGCAGAAGCACCUCCGGAAGAUCCACACAGAUGGACACUUGAUUUCGAGUUUUAUUUCUUGUUUUGACACAAAGUAUUACUAUUUCAAUUCAGUUCUGAUUUGUGUGACGUGUUUGUGAAGGGGUUGUGUUGAGCAGACGUGGAGUGAUGGCAUUCAUGGUGAAACAUAUGAUAGGGGGACAGCUGAAGGAUCUCACUGGGGGUCUCAAAGAAGAGAAAGUCGAAGGGGAGAAGUCUGAGGCCACGGCUAAGGGGAUGACACAGGAGGAGUUUGAGGAGUAUCAGCAGCAGCUGGCAGAGGAGAAGCUGGAGCGAGAAGCCAGCUUUGCACAGAAGAAUGCGGAGAGAGCCACAGUCAGGAGCCACUUUAGGGAAAAAUACAGGCUGCCCAAGAGUGAGCUGGAUGAAAUACAAAUCCAGGCAGCAGGCAAGGAUGUGGAGCUGCCCUCAGAGCUGGCUAAGAUGAUCGCAGAAGACAACCAAGAAGAAGAGCACAAACAGUCUGUCCUGGGUCAACUCAGCAGCUUACAGGAUGUUGAUAUCAACCAGCUGAAGGACAAAGUGCAGGCCACAUUCGGAGACCUCAAAGAAACAGCAGAAAAAUGUGAAGUCAUGUGAUGGAGGUUCUUAUACAUAUUAAAUCUCAGGAUGAGAGAGCUAAUCUGAGAUAUUUAUAUUAGCUCAUCUAAUAAUAAUAACUUAUUUAAGCUUAAAAAGCACAUUCCUUACACAUUCCUACACAAUGUUGAUUUUAAAAAGCUUUUAGUUACAUUUUUGUAUUAAAAUAAUUAUUCACAUAUGUUGUUGU
This is a messenger RNA of Ictalurus punctatus (channel catfish), 4082 nucleotides long. RefSeq names its product complexin 3a (gene cplx3a). Lineage: Eukaryota; Metazoa; Chordata; Actinopteri; Siluriformes; Ictaluridae. The transcript is spliced from 3 exons. Gene Ontology annotation, cellular component: SNARE complex; terminal bouton. Gene Ontology annotation, molecular function: syntaxin binding. The coding region runs from base 3422 to 3892 and encodes 156 amino acids. Gene Ontology annotation, biological process: synaptic vesicle exocytosis; regulation of neurotransmitter secretion; neurotransmitter transport. The record is from RefSeq and is a predicted model, not a curated record.